Molecule: messenger RNA, 481 nt
Organism: Varroa destructor (honeybee mite)
Lineage: Eukaryota; Metazoa; Arthropoda; Arachnida; Mesostigmata; Varroidae
Source: RefSeq, a predicted model, not a curated record
UGCUUGAGCUGCCUUAUGUUGCGAAUAUAUAUAAGGCCAUUUCUGAAGAGCUAAAGUUGUAAUAGUUGCUUACAACUACAGUAAUUAACAUGCAGACCCUCGUUGUUUUUGCCGCUGUCAUCGCCGCCGCCUUUGCUGGCCAUCUUGGAGGAUGCACUCUGGGAGGAUGCAGGCUUGCUGUCCCCUCUCUGGCUGUUGCUGCCCCCAUUGCUGUUGCCGCUGGACCCUUCGUGACUAAGGAGACCGUUGUUUCUGGAUCGAUUCAAGCUCCUGCUCCGAUCGCUGUUGCCGCCCCCGUUAUUUCUAAAAUCGCUGUGGCCGCCCCCACCAUCGCUGCCGCUCCUAUCGGGCUCGGAUACGGAGCCGGUCUCGCUUACGGAGCUGGUCUUGGACCUGCAUACGGGAAAGGCUGGUAGAUAGCUAAAGCAGUACUGGAUGCUGCAGAUAAAUAAAUGCAUAACGUGGUAUUCAUAUUGACUCA